This is a messenger RNA of Patella vulgata (common limpet), 5358 nucleotides long. Its product is annotated as tetraspanin-3. NCBI's taxonomy places the organism in Eukaryota, Metazoa, Mollusca, Gastropoda, Patellidae. Gene Ontology annotation, biological process: regulation of vascular endothelial growth factor signaling pathway; protein localization to plasma membrane; protein maturation. Gene Ontology annotation, cellular component: membrane. The record is from RefSeq and is a predicted model, not a curated record. Bases 97 to 858 code for a protein of 253 amino acids. The transcript is spliced from 7 exons.
CACAUGACCUACAUUAAUAGCAACCGGAAAAUCAACACGAAGAGAGAUUGACGUCAAGCAAUUAGAGAGAAAAAAUCUUAUUAUAUACCAACAAAAAUGGCAAGUGGAUGUACAGUGACAUCGAAAAUAUGUAUGAUUAUUGUUGGAAUAACAUUUUGGGGUGCGGCGGCGACUUUGUGUUUUGUUGGAUCAUGGGUAUACUCUACAUACAGCCAUUUUGAUGAGCUGACAGAAGCCAGCUUAACCUUAGUUCCAGCAAGUAUUAUAAUAGCUGGAGGCAUAUUCAUGUUUAUAAUUGGUCUCCUUGGAUGUAUCGCAGCUUGUAAGGAGAGUAAAUGUCUACUGGCUAUAUUUUUUAGUUUGAUUCUGGUGGUUUUCAUGGCUGAAGUUACAGCUGGUAUUAUGGGCUAUGUGUAUCGUCACGAGGUAAAACAAACAGUUUCUGAUGGACUUACUAACUCUAUAAAUAGAUACAACGAAACUCUACAGAAAACCCAGUUGGACUAUGUGCAACAAGAGCUUCAUUGCUGUGGUAUUCAAAAUGCUUCUGACUGGAGUCAUUCAAUCUCCUGGGGCCACGAACAUCCUAAUCAAGUUCCUACAAGUUGUUGUAGAAACGAAACAUGUACAAUGAAUGGAACUCUGGUACCACGUGAUCCUGCAAUUUUCAAAGAUGGUUGUUUGAGCUUGUUGGAGAAUAAACUCAAUACAAAUCUUGUAUAUAUAGCUGGAAUUGCAGUAGCUUUUGCAGUUAUUCAGAUUCUUGGUUUAAUAUGUGCCUGUAUUCUGUUAUGUCGCAGUCAAGAAGUUCGCUAUGAAACAUUGGUUGGUGCCGAAAGAAAUGGUUUAAGAGUGUAAGUUGGAGAUUUGAAGGAGACGACAGUUGAUCCAUCCAUAGAAAAGAAAUUAUAACCUUUUAACGAUAUAGCAUUCACUGAUUGUCCUUAACUAAUAGUGCAUUCCACAUUUCUAUUCAAUUAAAAUAGAGAAUUACCAUGAUACUAGAGUUAUAUGUCCAUCUGUAGGAUUCAGUAUAGAUUUGUUUUUGUUUAAGCAUGGAACUUGUUAACUACUUGUUAAAGUAAUCUAUCAGGGGCAUAUACAGGAGGACGACAUUCUGGUUUCCUGACAAUUGGAAUUCUUUGUGGUGAAUCAUAUUAUGUACUAGAAUAAUGCAAUAUCCUGGAUUUUAAAUACAAAAAAAUAAAAUUUAUGUUAUGCCUUUUGACGUUUGUGUCAGCUGGACUGAAGUUCUAAAUCUGUCUCAGGUUUCGAUAUUAAAACUUGGAUGUUUCUCUUUUCGAAAAACACCAAAAAGUUACAGCAAAAUUAAAAUCCUGUCAGACCAGCAAAUUUAUUAUUGCUUUAAGCUUAAUGGUGUUGAAAUAUGUAAUGGAUGUAAUGUGGUAGUUCUCUGUUUUUAUAGUCUCAUAUAUAUGUGUGUUUUUAAGUUGCUAUUAAUUAUUAUAAUGUAUAUUAAGAAGAAAGUAAACUACACUAGGGCCUCAUUAUUCCAAUGUUUGAUAUAACAAGGAUGUUAAUAUUAAGAAAGAAAAAACUAUUUCUUCUAGGGGGAAAAAUUUGGGCAGAUUUAAAAUUUUAUCACACUUCAAGGAAAAAGUGAGCACUGAAGACAGGGUUGGAAUAGGAGUGGAGCUUUACUUUUGAUUGUAUUUUAAGUUUACUUUCAAUUUAUUACAAAUAUACUUUAUACAAUUGUUAGAGCUGGCACAAUAUAUCAUUGCGAUUCACUUUCGCUAUAUUGGAUCUCAGGAUGCUUUAGUUGAAACAAUAACACUGCAGUAGAAGCGUUUCGGUAGUGUGGCAUGUUUAGUAUAUAGAUCCAAAUGGCACACAACGAAAUCAAUUUAACAAACCCUCAAGCCAAAUUCAGUUUAAAAGUUUAAAAGAUGACACAAUAAAAGAUCAUGUAAACGUUCCAACGAUACAAAUCUCAGUGUGAAUGGUAGUGCUUAUACACAGCGCUAACAAUUUAUGUGUUUUCUUGCUAUGUUUUAUAUACUGUUGGCUUAUAUAGUUAAUUGGGAUAUUUUAUCUAAAAAUUUAAUCAGGAAGGGGAAGUUUGAUCAUUCUGCCAAAAGUGCUAGAUCUACUUAAAAUUGAAUUAUUUAAAUAGUAAAAUAAUUUCAGAGUAACAUAAAAAUUAUGUUUGAUAAAUAAAAUAUCAGCCCUUAAAAGCCUUUUGUGACUAUAUUUGAUCUAAGUUUAAUAUGAUUGAGGAUAGAUAGAAAAGAUGUGACAUCAACUACAAAAUUAAAAUUCUUUCUCAGUGAUAUUUUAAUAAAAACAUAGUUGUCUUUUAUUUGGUCUCAUCAUUAAUGUUUUAUUGUGUGUACCAUUUGGUUCUGUUCAUAUGAUGUUAUUAAUUUAAUGGUUUAAUAGUUUUAAGAAUAUUUCUCCAUAUUAAGUUAAGUUAAUGUAUUACAAAGUUACAGUGAGAAAAGUGUUAAAUUAUCAUGAAUAGCUUAGACUGUAUCAUGUUGCAUGGAGUUAUUUUUCAAAACGCAAUUGAUUUAAGAAAUCUUUUAGACCUCGCCUUUAUGGAUAAAAUGUAUGUAUUAAUUUUUGGAUUUACAGGAUUUUUGCUGUUUAAUUUUAAUUUUCGUCAGAAUGAUUAUCUAGUUACUCUGCAGUUAUUACUUGAGUGAUUAACAUCAUCUCAAAACAAGAUAAGCAAUAUAAUAUAUUUAUGUGUAUAUACAACAACCUCUAUUUAAACUAGGCCAAUUCUGUGUACUUGUAGUAUCUUCACAACUCUCAGACAUAAAAAGAAAGUGUUAAUCUAUUCUAUAUUCACCCUUGACUACUUUAGAACUGUUUUUCCACCAACAAACUGACACAUUUGAUGCAGCAAAUGAUGAGUACACAUGCAUAUAAUCUUGUGUGCUAUUUCUAUUAAUAUUUCUAAGUGUCGCCAAGAUCAUCAGUGAUAAAAAUCCUGUUCUUUUUACUUAGCGCAAGCGUCACUCAAAUUUUGAUCGCCUGAUCAGUACUACAUCAACCUAGUCCAAAAAAUGUAUAACAUUUAUUGUAUUUAAGGUGUAAGGUGAGACAAGCUGUUCGGCCUAUUUCAAGAUGAAUGUAUUAUAGUAUUUUUCACAUUUCAAAGUCAUGAUGCAUUGUAAGCUAUUUUAAAACUGUUAUUUGCACCAUUCGUUUUUGGCUAAUAAAUUAUAAGGGAAAGUAAUUGUUAACUCCCCCCCCCCCCCAUCCCCACUGUAAUAGGUACUCAAUACUCUUUAAUGAUAUGCAUUUUUUUAAAUGGGAUAUAAGAGAAAUGCAUGAUAAAGUAAUUCUCUAUUAUAACAAGGUAAUUAAUACGAAGUAAUAUUAAAUCAAAAUGAACACAGUCAGUUUAUUCAAAACUCUUCGUAUUGAUUAGUCAGGUUAGAUAACUGUGUAAUUAGGUAAUAUAAUACAGACACAUUAAAAAUUGACUAAUCCAUGUCCUUGUCAAAUAUGUUCUCUUUGCCCUUUGAGACCUUAUUGGACUGACAGAUUUGGGACAAGGUUUCACUGUAUCUGUACAUAAUUCUAUUAUUAGUUUAUAUACUGUAUUGUGAUAUUAUUUGAGGCCUGUACAGUGUUUAAUCUAUUGAAUAUAUUAGUAUAUAUAUUAUAUGAUAUGUAUUAGAUCAUUAUAUACAUAUAUAUUAUGUAUUAGAUCUGAGUUGUAGAUAAGUAAUAUAAGCUUUUACAUAUAUAUGUAUUUUCCUCAUUUAAGCUAACUGUGCUGAAUAUGGAAUGGAUAUUCCUUUUUUUUUUCUUUCUUUCUUUUUAAAUGUUACUUUUUUGAAUUUUAAAGCUUAUAAAUUUGGUUUCCAAUACCAUGUGUUGGUUUAGAAUUUGAUUGGGAUCCAUAGCUUAUAUUAUUAUUUUGUUUGUAUAUAUUCAGCAGUGUUCCUUUAAUUGAAAGAAUUUGAAAUAUGAAUAUGUUUAUAUAUAACUGAACUCUAGACAUUUUUUCUGUGACCUACUAAAUUUAUAGAUCCUAGUAUAUAUAUGUAUUUGCCAGACUAAUGAUGGUAUAUAUAUAGAGGCUAGCUAAAAUUUGAUUUCUGUACUCUGUUUGGGUGUAACAGUAAAAACUAAAAACUGUAUGUUACUUAUGUACAGCUUAUUCUUGUAGAACAAGAAAUAUCAUAAGUGAUAGGGCUGGCUGACACCACAUAUUGUUGAAUCAAUGUAUCACAAUUCAUAUGACAAGGCACCACAAUCUGAACUGUUGAUAAAUUGAAAGUAGACGUAGAUCAUCUCCUACAGUCAACAUUGUGACCUGGUUAUGAAUCGUAAUAAGAAUUGUGUUGCAGCACCCGAAUCACAGUAGGUAAUUGAGACUGCUACAAUACCCAGCAAUAAUUAGUGAUAACUGUUCAUAAUUAGUUAAAAAUUUGUAUGGAACUAACUGAAAUUAUUGUCUUUGUGCUAGUCAAUUAGAUCUUGUUUGUUUCUUUGUUGCCUUUUGGUUUCUGUUAGGGCAUUUAAAUUUAAGGCCUUAAAAUAGUACAAGACUAUAUGCACCACACUUGCUUUAGCUAGCACUGCACUUUAUUUAUAUAUUGAGUCUAUUGGAAAUGAUGGCCAGAUUUGCUUAACAGGGUUACAUAACACAAUUAAGAAAUAACCAUCUUUGGUUGUAUGAGUGACUUAAUAGCACAACAAGCACUAGAUAUGGAUAUCAAGGGAAUUAUAGCCAAACCCACUUGCCAAUGAUAAAGGCUUGUAGUCUUUCACCCCGAAUUAACCAGUUUUAUUUACUAAAUAUAUCUAUAGAGGUUCCUUUAAAAGUCCAAUUUUUAUUAUGGAGUUUGGAAGUAGAAAUACCUAAUGGAUUACUACUACUCUAUAGCAUUAAAAAUAUUGUUUAAGGCAAGUAUAUGACACUUAUAUAGUAGAUUACAACACGGGUGUGUUCAUUGUUGGGCAUUGCAACAAAUUAUUUUCACAGUAAGAUUUUGUUUGUAUAUAUUUUCGUGUUCCAUUACAUUUUAAAUAAUAAGGCACACAUAUUUGAAUUUUAUAAUAUCAUAAUUUAGAACAAAUAACACAUUGAGAUUAUCAUUUAAAAAAACUGAGAUUAUUUUUUUGCUUUGUUAAGACUGAAUAUGAUAUAAUUCUCAAAGGAUGAAUGAAAAAAAUUGUUAAAAAAAAAAGAAGGAUGUGCCUCUACAUAAUUUUUGUCAAGGAUUGUUGUUUAAUUUCAUUAAUGAUUUUUUUGUUCUUAAUUUGAUUUGUUUGAAGAUUUUACCAGUUUAUUUUAAGUAAAUAUUUAAUAGCACUGAUAUUAUAUUAUAAUUGUCAUCACUAGUCUGCAAUAAAAAUAUUUCCACUUUAAAG